Molecule: messenger RNA, 1566 nt
Organism: Halteromyces radiatus
Lineage: Eukaryota; Fungi; Mucoromycota; Mucoromycetes; Mucorales; Cunninghamellaceae
Product: SGNH hydrolase-type esterase domain-containing protein
Exons: 4
Coding region: 107-1069 (320 amino acids)
Molecular function (GO): hydrolase activity, acting on ester bonds
Source: RefSeq, a predicted model, not a curated record
UUAUCCAUAAAAUGUCCAUCAUUUCUUCCCUUUUUCUUUUUGUCUUUUUUCUUUAUACUUUUCUUUUUUUUCCUCUCUUUUCUUUAAACUUGAUCUAUUUCAUUACAUGUCGUCUACUACUGGAACUUUAUACGUAUACGGAGAUUCUUAUUCCGAUACUACCAAUACUAAUCGUAAAACCAAUGGACCUGUAUGGAGUGAAGUAGUUGCGAAAGGUUGGGGUUUACAAUUACAAAGUUAUGCUACCUUAGGAAGUCGAACUUGUCGUGCUUCUGAUAUUAACUCUCCUUCUAUUGCUGGUCAAGUUGAACAAUAUCGAAGAAGCAAAACACUAGAAGAACAAACUCAAAAGGAUGUUCAUGCUUUUUUUAUUGGUAUCACUGAUAUUACCAAUUCUACUAAAUAUGAAGCAAAUAAUCUUGUAGGAUGUAUCGUACAGCAAAUUUCUAAUCUUCGACAAAGUGAUUCCAAAGCUCAAGUACUAUUGUUAGGUAUUCCACCACUUGAAUAUUCUCCAUUUUACUCCAAUAGUUCUAAAGUGAACCAAAUCAAAGAUCGGGUGAAUCAAUAUAAUUCUGGUUUAGAAGAUAUUGUGACGGAUAUGACUAAUGAUAUGGAUUCUAUUUCCUUCAUUGAUAAUAACUUUUUAUUCGCUGAUAUUUUGGGAAAUCCUGCUGGUUAUGGAAUUGAAGAUGUGGACAAUGCUUAUUGGAAUCAAUGUCAAGGUAGAUGUGAUGAUUCAAUGGAUAAAUAUCUUUGGUGGGACUCGAUUCAUCUGACAGGUGCUGGUCACAAGGCUAUUGCGGAUACUAUUAUUACUAAGAAUCCAUUUGGUUAUUCCAUUAUUAAAGAUGCUUCUUCUUCUUGGAAUGAUGAUACUUCUAAUAUUGACACUGAAGGUUCAUUUGCUUCUUCUGGUGAUUACAUGCGUUAUGCCCCUUGGUUCCUGCUCUUUUGUGUAUUUGUCCUUGUUAUUGUGAUGAUGCGUCCCAAACAUAGUCUUCACUUAGUCAUGCGUUCUGUAUGGAAGCGUCGCAAGGCUCAUGCAUAUACACCCGUCCCUGUAUAAUACUUUUUUUCUUUUUCUUUUUAGAUCUACUUCUUUAUAUACAAUUAUUCUUUUACAUUUUGUUUUAUAUUAUCAUUUUAUUCCCUAUUCUUUUUUCUAUUUUUUUUUUUUUGCCUUAUUAUAUGUCAUCCAUCAUUAUAAAUAUGAUCAUCACGAAUUAUCUUUCUUUUUUUUCAUUCUCACAAAAUAAAAUAUGAAAAAGCUGAUUCUCUCUCGCUCUCUUUUGUUAUUACAGAAUUGUGUGUUAUUGUCCUUAUUUCAGGGGGAUAUUAGGGAUUAUCAUUACCUCCGUUUGGUCACCCAAUUAGGCAACGCACGAAGCGUAAAAAACGUAUCCUUUUAGGGCGCUUAUGUUAUUGUUUGUCCCACCUUCUGGAUAUGCACUUGGCAUAUACAUAUUGUUACUCAUCUUGCUGAUAAACUGGUUUUCUGCCGUUUACAGAUAAUAAUAAUUAUUGCCAACAUUGAUGAUCGUCAAGGAUCUUAUUAAAAGACCG